Messenger RNA from Ipomoea nil (Japanese morning glory), 2474 nucleotides. Its product is annotated as dolichyl-diphosphooligosaccharide--protein glycosyltransferase subunit 2-like. The record is from RefSeq and is a predicted model, not a curated record. The transcript is spliced from 20 exons. The coding region runs from base 41 to 2113 and encodes 690 amino acids. Gene Ontology annotation, biological process: protein N-linked glycosylation. NCBI's taxonomy places the organism in Eukaryota, Viridiplantae, Streptophyta, Magnoliopsida, Solanales, Convolvulaceae. Gene Ontology annotation, cellular component: oligosaccharyltransferase complex; membrane.
GUCACUCUGGCGCGGACUGGUAGUCUUCUCUCCCAAAAGAAUGGCGAUAAAAUUAGGAUUUGUCAUUGUAAUAGCAUUGACAAUUUUGUCGAUCUGUGGAGCUGCGGUCUUCAGGCCGAUCUCCGACUCUCAUCGAUCCGCUGCAUUAGAGCUCUUUACUCCCUCCGACGGAUCUUAUGGGAGCCUGGAAGAAACCUAUGAGGCUUUGAGAACGUUUGAUGUCCUCGGGAUUGAUAAAAAGGCUGACAUAAAGGCUUCCACCUGUAAGUCAGUUGUUGACAUUCUAUCGACUCCUUCUUCACACUUGAAGGAUUUGUUUCAAGCAUUCAGAGUUAAUGGAAUAUUAAAGUGUGAGCAGAAUGAUGGGGUUAUUGCACCCACUGCCUCAAGACUCAACGAAGGUGUAAAUAGCGCCAAAUCACUUCUUGACUUCUACUAUUCAAUAGGAGGUUUGGUGCUUAUCAAGGAUCUGAGUUCUGAAGUUGAUGUUCAUCUCAAAGAUGCUAAAGGAGUUUUCCAUUCAAUCAAGGCUCUCAGCCAAAGUGAUGGAAGAUGGCGUUAUAAUUCUAAUAAUCCUGAGUCUAGCUAUUAUGCUGCAGGAAUAGCGCUUGAGACCCUUGCUGGCGUUGUUUCAUUAGCAUCUUCCAAGAUUGAGUAUUCUCUGAUUGAUACGUUGAAAAAUGAUGUAUCAAAGCUUUUUGAUGGCAUUGAGAGAUAUGAUGAUGGAGCCUACUAUUUUGAUGAGAAAGUUGUUGAUGCACAUGGACAUCAGGGUCCUCUUUCAGCUUCAUCAUCAAUAGUCCAUGGUAUCACAGCUUUAGCAACAAUAACGGGUGAAAAUUUAAAUCUUCCAGGGGAAAAGAUUUUAGGUUUAGCAAAGUUUUUCCUUGGUAUUGGAAUCCCUGGAAAUGAAAAGGACUUGUAUUACCAAAUUGAUGCAUUGGCCUGCUUGGAAGACAAUAGGGUUUAUAUUCCUUUGAUUUUGUCACUGCCAACUACUGUGCUGUCAUUGACUAGAAAAGACCAACUAAAGGUGCAUGUAAACACUGUUUUGGGAUCUUCAGCUCCUCCUCUGUCAGUAAGACUCAAGCAGGUUUUUGUCUCAGGUUCAAAGGAUGCAUCAAUAGUUGAUCAGGACCUCAAGUUUGAUCCUGAAAAUAAAGUACAUUUGGGUGCUCUGCCAGAAAGCAUUGAUGUUGGAAGUUACAUUUUUAGUUUUGAGAUUGUUCUUCAUGACCCAGAGCAUAAAAAAAUCUAUGCUACAGGUGGAAGAAGCAAAUUCCCCAUAUAUGUCACAGGAGUUGUCACAGUUGACCAUGCAGAAAUUGCUAUUCUUGACAGUGAUCUUGGAAAUGUGGAAACUAAAAAAAAGCUGAACUUUGCUGGGGAGAAAUCUGUCUCUCUACAAGCGAACCACCUUCAGAAGCUGCGGCUAGAUUUUCAGUUGACCACUCCUCUUGGGCAUGCUUUCAAACCACACCAGGUAUUCCUCAAGUUGAAGCAUGAGAGCAAAGUGGAACAUAUCUUUGUGGUGGGAAACUCUGGAAAGCAGUUUGAGAUAAUACUAGAUUUUCUUGGACUCGUUGAGAAGCUUUUCUAUCUGUCAGGCAAAUAUGACAUUCAACUCACAAUUGGUGAUUCUGUUAUGGAAAACUCUCUCUUGAAAUCCUUGGGAUAUGUUGAAUUAGAUCUGCCAGAUCCUCCUGAGAAGGCAGCCCGUCCUCCUCCACAGCCCAUUGACCCUUCCUCAAGAUUUGGUCCCAAGGCAGAAAUAGCUCACAUAUUCAGGGCUCCAGAGAAACAGCCUCCUAGAGAGCUUUCCCUUGCAUUUCUGGCGCUUGUUCUCUUGCCCUUCUUUGGAUUUUUGGUUGGGCUUUUACGGUUGCGGGUGAACCUGAAGAACUUCCCACAUGCCCCAGUGCCUGCUACAUUUGCCAGUCUUUUCCACGUUGGCCUCGCAGCUGUCCUCUUACUCUAUCUUCUCUUCUGGCUGAAGUUGAAUUUGUUCACCACAUUGAAAGCUCUUGGAAUCUUGGGAAUGUUUUUGAUGUUUGUUGGACACAGAACCCUCUCACACUUGGCUUCAACAUCAGCCAAGGUGAAAUCCGCGUGACCUGCGGGAUAAUCCGUUUACAAAUGACCUAGAAAAGCAUGGAAGAAACAGAGUCUAUUAUUGAGUCAGUUUUGUAGGCUAUGGCCACCAAAUCAUGUAUUUAUGACUUAUGAGGAUAGAAUUUUUCCCACCAUCAUAUUGAAAACACUUCAGUUUAGUGCAUCAGAAAUUCAGGAUUAUAUCUUCUUCUUCUUUUAAGUGGUGUAGUUGUUUUAAUGCCUGAGAUGUUUAAUUUUGAAUCAACUUUUAUGUUCAAUAUGUGUCUGCCUAGUACUCCAUCUAACUGCUCCUUAGUGUGUGAAGUUAGACAGUUGUAAUACUGGAUUCAUAUGAAAAUAUCUUUAGAUUUUCUCAUUUUUCA